GCAAAAUGUGGUGGCUGGCCCUAUGUGCUGUGAGUGUUCUAGCCCAAAAUGACAGUUAUAAUAUUGAAACCCGGGAUGUAUUCGACUACAGUUCCAUGCCGGCUCUCUCUGAGUUGGAUGACUUCGACAAAUGUCUCAAGGACAAAGAUGCUGUGUACUGUAUAGUUGAUAUGGAGCUGCUGGAAGAUGAUACACCAUUGUAUCAGUAUAUUAAGAAUUUCUCCUCACAAUACUACCACAACUACAAGCACACGAAACUACACAGAGGCGUGUGUGGCACACAGCACUGUGGCCUGAACAUAUCUCAUGCGAAUGUGACCGAACUGACUGUGACUGCUUUGAGAGAAUGUUUCAACGCUAGUAUACAUGAGGGGUAUGGGUUACAGGUGGAAUCCUUAUCAGUACGAUAUUGUAAGACACAAGAAGAUCAACUACCCAUAGACACUUUGGAUAUAAUAAUUGGAUUGUUGAUACUGCUGAUAUUAUUCGUUAAUCUUGGAUGCACUGCGUACUAUUUCUUCUGGCCCCCUGAAGAUAAGCAGUGCAACAGAUAUUUUUUGGCUUUUUGUUUGCAAAAGAAUUGGAAAGCUUUAAAAUAUGGCGGCAGUGCUGAUGGAGGCAUCUUCAAAUGUUUUCAAGCGAUGAGGUUCUAUACAAUGGUGAUGAUCCUUGGUCUUCAUUCGAUGAUAUUUAUCGGUUAUGGAUACACAGAAAACCCAGAUUUCAUUGAAAAGUCCUACGACGAUUUUUUCAAGUCCCUGCUAUUCAACGCGCGUAUCAUUGUGCAAAUCUUCUUCGUCAUGGGAGGAUUUUUAAUGGCCUACAAAAUGCUAACGUAUGCAGAAUCCCAUCAGUUUAGUUUGAAGACCAUCCCCAUGGCUAUUGUUAAUAGAUGGCUUAGGCUCAUGCCAGCGGUCCUAGUGGUGAUGGGACUCGCCAUGACGUGGGUCCCACAUAUGGGAUCCGGCCCCAUGUGGGACGCGGUGGUGAAGCGAGAGCGCGACAUGUGCAGGAUGAACUGGUGGCAGCUGGUCAUACUGAUGCCGAAUGUGUUCCCGUUUGAGUAUCUGUGCUUGCCGCAAGCGUGGUAUCUAGGAACAGAUACCCAACUAUUCCUGAUGACGAUGGUGAUCAUGCUCAUCAUCUGGAGAUGGCCACGGUCUGGAGUACCAGUGCUAUCAGUGGUGAUGGUGAUCAGCCUCCUGAUUCCCUUCCUGCAGAGCUACUUCAUGGAACUACUGCCUAUUCGUGUUAGCAUAUUCCCUGAGUCAAUAAGGAACAUUUUCGGAUACAACGACACCUUCUACCACGCGUAUGUCUCCGCCCAGGGUAACUGGGCUGGCUACCACCUGGGUGUAUUGACUGCCUGGUUCUACCAUCGAGCCCAGAAUAAGAAAUGGAAUCUGGGAGAAUCAUGGAUCCUCAAGGUCCUGUUCAUCAUCUCAAUCCCAAUAGCAUUUGGGACAGUCCUGAUGGGAUGGGAUCUGCACCAUCGAGAGGCGUCAGCUUUCGAGUCCGCCAUUUUUAAUGCGCUGAACCAAAACUUCUUCGCGUUUGCUAUGUGCAUCUUUAUUAUUGGAUACUUCUAUAGAUGUAACAAACUCUACGUAGGCUCAGUGGAGUGGGGCCCCCUACAGCCCUUGGGCAGAAUGUCCUACUGCGCUAUGUUACUUCACGCGACAGUCCUCAGGACGUAUGGAGGGCAGAUGAGAAGAUCCUUCUAUGCAACUGAUUAUACUGCUAUAAUGCUAUACGCUGGUAUAGUAAGUACAACCUACCUCCUCUCUUUACCUCUUCAUCUAUUCGUGGAAGCACCAGCUUGCGCCCUGCAGAAGAUUUGGUUCGGACCUCGUCGACAACCACGGGAAGAACCCAUGAAUGUUAAACCGGGAGUGUCUACUGUUUCUGUGUCUACUGUAUCUACGCAUAUAUAGUUUAUUAGGUAAAGCCGCGUAUCCACUAGGUGAUUGUUGCGCAACAUAUUGUACAACAUGAUGUCCAACAUAUUGAAACUUUUGUUGAAAAAAUACUGACUCUUUGUAUUCGCUCUACUAAUAUGUAUAUGGACAACAUAAAACCAAUGAACCAAAGCCAAUAGUUCUGAUUUCAAUCAACAACAAGCCGAGCGUUAUGUUGCACGCUGUUGUGUAACUUUGUAACAUAAUAUGGUCACGUGUUGCGAGCUAAAUGUUGCCUAGUGGAAACGCGGCUUAAAGCGUAUUCAUGAUAAACAUUUGUUGAGCAACAGUUGAUCAAAAAUGUUGCUCUAAACUAUGCUUAAAUGUUUCUUGGGUAUUUCAACUCGCAUUAUCAAUUCAGACACAACUCAGACAAAUGAUCAAUUUUAUUUCUAAACAGAUGUUUACCAUGAAUGCAGUACUUUGCUUAAAAAACUAACGAUCUGAGCACAGGAAAUUUAAUUAAAAUCGGUCGAGUUGUUUCGGAGUUUGUAUACAAAUACUGUGAUAAGAGAAUUUUAUAUUUAGGUAUUAAAUGACGCAGUAGUAGUAGAUGUUAUAGUAGAUUUAACAAUGGUCUAAGCACGCUACAUAAACUGAAAAUAUAUGAAAAGAUUGGUACAGUAAAUAAUAUACAGAAAGAUUAAAUCUUUUGAUUAGAAAAAUAAAUUUGAAAGUAAACAAUUUUGUAUGGACGUUUUAUUAGUAUUUUUUUCAGAAAAUUAUGUAGGUACAUAGAAUAUAGUUUUGACCUGAACCUGGAUGGGAAUCUACUAUGUAUGUAUCUAUUAUGUGUUGAGGUACUAUAUAUAGUCUAAGAUCCGGAAUUAGAAAAAUAUACCCUCAUCUGUUAUUUAGAUGAAACAAUUUUUAUAAGCUAAUUUUAUUAUAAAUUGUUGACGGUUUUAACUUACUACAUGUAAUUAACACGAGAAAGUAAAAAUUAAAAAUAAAUUACGUGUUAAUGAAUUAAUUACUAUUAAUUGUAGCAGGCUUAUGAUGGCAGAUGUUGUUUUUAUAAGUUCAUGAUAUUGAAAUCAGCAUAUAAAAAUUGUUUCACCUAAAUAACAGAUGAGGGUAAAUUUUUCUAACCCCGGAUUUUAGACCAAUAUCAAAAGUGACGUUAGAGCAAUCAGUUUCCAUACUCAAAUUGAAUUGCUUCUAACAAAGGCUUCUUGGAAUAUCCAUACCAUGCUGGAAGUUUAUACUCAAUAAAUUAAUUCUAUAUUUUGUCUCUACAAUGUUUCUGGAGCGCUUCUUCCUAAGAAAUUAUAAAAUUAUAAGUACCAUCAUAGUUUACUAGCUGUGCCCCGCAGUUUUACCCGCAGUGCUCCGCUCCUGAUGGUCUUUGCGUAAUGAUAUAUGCCUAUAGGCUUCCUCUAUAAAUAGGCUGUCUAACACCGAAAGAAUUAUUCAAAUCGAACCAGUAGUUCCUGAGAUUAGCGCGUUCAAAUAAACAAACUCUUUAGCUUUAUAAAUCGACACGAUUGGAAAGUGAUGAUCGUCAACUACACAUGCUCUUUUGCUCUCUAACUUCCGUAGUUCUCGAUUCUGGGUUAUUUGAAUAUAUCAAUACCAAUUUCAUUAUUUUUUUCCUACUUAAUUUUUAUUUUGUACUUCCCAAUAUGUUAAAAAACUUCCUACACUACCAAGGAGACGAGUAAUGUUAAGAACAUAAUAACGAUUUACAAAACUUUGAACCAAUCCUCAAUACAAGAGCUUACGUAGAGAGAUUACGUUAAAAACAGAUAGGCGAACGUUUUGUAAAGUCGCUUAAAAACAAAUGACUCCCAAAAUUCUAAACUAUUUCGUAUUGGUGUUCCACAGACUGAUUGUGAGUCGUAAUUAAAACCGCAUUACUUCUAACGAGCGCUCCUCACAAUGGGCAGCAUUGGUCGAGUAAAGGCAAUCACGAUAGUGUAAAGGGCCUAAAUGAUUAUGAUCGGCCGUCAUUGUAGGUCUUUAUUCAAAACUCUGAAACGGCAAACAUCGACGAUCAUUUGUUGGGCCAACGCUGCCCAUUGUGAAGAGAGCGAAUAACGAUCCUGUGCGAUUAACAAACUUUAUUAGAUUUUAUCAAUGUAACUGUUUAUUUAUCAGAUGUUGUGAUGGGUUUACAUGUGUUAUAUUUACGUAUAUUGAUGAUUUAUCUUGACUCUGUUCAUUCCUGUUUCAAUAUUGAUACUAGACUAUUAGAAGCUGUUUUGGUUAUAUAAAAACUAGUUACUAUUAUAUUAUUAUGUCUUUAGUUUUUCUAUUAUGAAUACGUUGUUCUUUUAAUCUUUAUUCACACUUUUUACACUGGGUUUUAUUAACUUGUUUGCUCAAUAUACGCUAUAAUUCAACGUCCAAUUACAUCUUAACGAUAAUUGACUGGUUAAUUAUAAAUAUAUAAUGUACAUAGAUGUAAGUUUUGUAUAAUAAAAAUGUUUAUAGAAA
Colias croceus (clouded yellow) is the source of this 4397-nucleotide messenger RNA. RefSeq names its product regulator of hypoxia-inducible factor 1-like. Gene Ontology annotation, molecular function: acyltransferase activity, transferring groups other than amino-acyl groups. The transcript has 13 exons. The record is from RefSeq and is a predicted model, not a curated record. Bases 6 to 1934 code for a protein of 642 amino acids. Lineage: Eukaryota; Metazoa; Arthropoda; Insecta; Lepidoptera; Pieridae.